This is a messenger RNA of Trypanosoma conorhini, 2466 nucleotides long. RefSeq lists its product as uncharacterized. The record is from RefSeq and is a predicted model, not a curated record. The coding region runs from base 1 to 2466 and encodes 821 amino acids. The transcript has a single exon. NCBI's taxonomy places the organism in Eukaryota, Euglenozoa, Kinetoplastea, Trypanosomatida, Trypanosomatidae.
AUGGAUGUCGCAGAGUUCCUCAGCGGUCGUGCGGAGGAGGUGGAAGCAUUUUCUGCCCUACUGUUUCGUAAACGACCUCGUGAGGAGGGCGAUGGUGGGUUUGAGCCUCCGCUUCCCCCCAAGCCGCGGUCUGUUGUUCAAUACCGCCGCCCAUCCUCCGCGAAUGUGCCGCUGUCCGACGUAGUGCGGUUGGCGAAGUUUCACUCACGGCGCUCCAGGCGUUUUGGGCGACUGUUGGAGGGCGGGGCGCCGUUGCCUGCAUCGACAGCUGCUGUAGACGCAGGACAAGUGCAGAAGAAAAAACGUCCGCUGACGUAUAAGGCGUGGUGUUUGCUUUUAAGGCGACGGCGUCGGCUUGCGUGGAGGCGACGGGCAACGGCACGACGCCGAAUGCGACGGCGGCAUAUUGCCCUCCGUCACGGCAAGAUGCAACUUCCCCUUUGCACCUGUGGCUCCUCUGCUGCUGCUGCUGCCCCACCUCCUGGCUCGCCGUCCGCUCUUUCCUCGAGUGGAGGUCGCACGGCUGUGCUGUGGCUUCCCUCCCAUUGGCGGUUGUGCCGUCGAUUUCAUUAUGGCGUUGUCAAAACACGUGUUGAUUGCUGCCCCUCAUCCUCUGCUGAUGAUGGCGUCCCUCCAAGGCUUCCGACGGUAAGGGUCGCGGUGCCAAUGAAGUGUCGGCGGAAGCAGCAUCGCGUGCUACAGCGUUGGGCUGCACGGCUGCCAUCAUGUUCUGCACAGGCAAAGCCUUACCGUCGACCUGAGUGCAAGCCAAUGGCCGUCCCACCACCCCUGUGUUUUGCGGCCGAACGCUCGCAUGUGUGUGUUUGGACGGUCCAACCACGGAAACCCUGGCACUCUUUGGGUGCAAAGGAGGUGUUGGAUCUUUUGAUGCUGCGCACAAAUGGAGCACCCCCUGCUGCUCUUCACACAAGGCAUCUGGCGGCGACGGCAACGUCACAGGUCAAUAAUGCGCCGCAGGAGGCAUUCUGGCAGCGUUGCGAGGAUGGCGUGUUUUACGGGCACAUGUGGUCCUUGCGGCGUACCAACCCCCAAGCGACGUGCUUGCCGAGCACAAAAACGGGGCCGUCUGACUCCGACGCCGCACCCAUAGUUGUGCCUGUCAAACUUCUACGAAAUGGUGAUGCCGAUGGCGUUACGUACCUUCUUGUGGCCUCUGCGCCUGUGCAAUUUGGGGCACGUGCCAAGCGAAAGCUAAAGAUUCAACUUAUUUCUCAUUGGAAUCCCUGCGGUGCGGCAAAACCGAUGUGCUCCAUGUUUGAACUCUGGUGCUGUGCGGAUGCUCUGAGGCCGACGGGAGACGAAACGCCAUCGGAAACAGAUGCUUCAGUUAUUCUGCAAUGGAUACGGAGGCGAGUGAAUGCCGCUGUGGGAAGGUGGCGCAGAGCGAAGGAGGGUGCUUCAGCUACACAAGGGGAAGAAGCGGGGAAAGCUCGCCCGUCAUCGCUACUGAGAGCCACGACGGUUUGCUGCUUCCCAUCCCUACCAACAACAGUUGAAACCAUUGACCACCUCACUUUCCCCGUACACCGCUGUGUUAUGUCUAUUCUUGUCGUGUCUGCGGAGUCUUCCUCCCAAUGGGGAAGCUCCGGUACUCUUGUGUGGCGAAAUUGCAGGCAACACUUUCAGUUUGCCAGGCAUCUUUUCGCAUCUCUUACUGACAGCUCUGCUACCGCAUGGCGAACGACGCGUCGUGAGGAUGAGAAAAUGGCGUUGGCGUUUCUUCGCUGUCAGUCGCUUGGGUACACUCGCAACGUGCGAGUCAUUGGCGAAGAGGAAAGGGAGACGCUGCUGCGUUUGAUUGGGUGUCCGGCCUUUGCCGACGUGAGCGGCGCCAACGCCUCUUUUCAGGUCUCCCGCAUGGCCCGACUGCGUUGCUCGCCGUCUAACGCACAUCGACGCGUGCUACUGAAGUUUGCCGCGAAGGGUGGCCGAGAACACCAGCGUGAGGGAAGUUCCCUCUUUGCUCUGAAGCCGGGAAACCCUGCCGAGCUCUUGCACAUUGGGGCACUGACGUCAGCGCCAUUUUUUUCAAUGCGCUUUGGCGCUCGCGUUGCUUACGCGUGGGUGUGGGAUGACGCGGGGUGGGAGCUGGCAGAACUGCACACGCGCGAUGCACUGCGCGCGGCUGCCAGCAAAGGAAAGGACGGCUGCUAUGAAGAACCGACCGCGGAUGGCGCAAUCGAGCACCGGGACGCUAGCAGCAGUUGCGGCGCCUGUUUUUUGCUCUCGGCCGCUGAGAAAGUUUCGCGUAUUCUGCCCUUUCUGAGCAAUGCCCCGGUCCACGUCCCUGGAUGGUCUGCACCCUCUUCUCCUCUGCAGGGCGAAAAACAGCAGCACCAAUAUAAACAUAGGCGUUGUGCGAAGAGGACGCGAGUGGGUGCCCCCUGCGGCCCCCGCAGAAAUAAAGUGUUGGCAGGCGAUGGAGGCAGUGCUGUGCGAUGCUGA